Molecule: messenger RNA, 1020 nt
Organism: Kwoniella shivajii
Lineage: Eukaryota; Fungi; Basidiomycota; Tremellomycetes; Tremellales; Cryptococcaceae
Exons: 10
Coding region: 1-1020 (339 amino acids)
Biological process (GO): monoatomic ion transport; mitochondrial transmembrane transport
Cellular component (GO): mitochondrial inner membrane
Molecular function (GO): monoatomic ion transmembrane transporter activity
Source: RefSeq, a predicted model, not a curated record
AUGAGUGAUAGAGCAGGACUAUACGAUAUCUCUAAACCGCGUUUUGACCUCUCAUCUUACGGUGGUCGACUUGCUUAUUUCUAUUCUACUACAUCCCCACUUACACUCCUCGCAUCUUCCAAUCAACUUGAACAAGCUCAAAAAGAUGUCAACCACUUUGAAAGUAAAAUUAAGGAGAGUGGAAGAGAAGGAUAUUGGGUAAAUGAACAACAGAAACAAGCUUACGAUCAUGCUAAGCAGUUGGUAAAUUCUUCAAUUCACCCAGAUACAGGUAAACCAGUACCUUUACCUUUCAGGAUGUCAGCUUUCGUACCUACCAAUUUGAUAAUAUGUGCGGGUAUGCUUAUGCCUAAUCCAAGUUUGAAAAGCGUGAUAUUCUGGCAAUGGGCAAAUCAAACUCUGAAUGUAGCUGUGAACUUCAGUAAUGCCAACAAAUCAAUCGAGAUGACUCCCCAAGAAAUCGGAACUGCCUAUGUCGCUGCUACAUUCACUUCUGUCGCUCUCGCCGUGUCCCUCAGUCGACUCGUUCCUCGAUUGAGAGUUUCAGCAGCUACUAAAGAUAUAUUGGGUAAAUUGGUUCCUUUCGCCAGUGUAGCUUCAGCAGGUGUAGUCAAUAUCUCCUGCAUUCGAUGGAAAGAGAUGAGAGAUGGCGUAGAAGUGUUCAAAAUCAAGAAAGAUCCCGUUGGCGGUCAGGAAGAGAAACAAGUUCUUGGUAAAUCACCUAAAGCAGGUCAAAUGGCAGUUAUGCAAAGUGCUGCUAGUAGAGUAUUCACCAAUGUACCAACACUCAUUAUACCUCCAAUGGUAAUGACACUCUUGACUAGACGCGGAGCUUUCUCAGGUCCCCGAGGUGGAAUAGCAUCCAGCUUAACUCAACUCACUCUGAUCGGUUUAUCAUUAGGUCUUUUCUUGCCUCCUGCGAUAGCUUAUUUCCCUCAAAAAGCAGAAACGAAUCCUGCUAAAUUAGAAAGUAGAUUCAAGGAGUAUGAAGGUCCUGUUUAUUUCAAUAAGGGAUUAUAG